CACUAUUUAACCGCACGACGGCCGCGCAACGACCUGUUGUGAUCCCGUCAUGGCGCGCUACGCCCGUGUCGCUACUCUGGCCGCGUGUCUCUUGUUCGCCUGCGCGGUUGCCGAUGGGCACCGAUGGCGGCGGCAGGCUGACGACCGCGAGGCGCCGAAGAAAGACGACAGCUUAGAGGUAGAACUAUGCAAGGACAAGGACGCCGGCGAAUGGUUCCGCCUGGUGGCCGGCGAGGGCGACAACUGUCGCGACGUCAUCCAGUGCACCGCCUCGGGCAUUCAAGCUAUUCGUUGUCCAGCUGGUUUAUACUUCGAUAUCGAGAAGCAGACCUGUGACUGGAAAGACGCUGUCAAGAACUGUAAAUUGAAGAAUAAAGAGCGUAAAGUAAAGCCUUUGUUGUACACGGAGGAGCCUUUGUGCCAAGAUGGAUUCCUCGCCUGCGGUGACUCCAACUGUAUCGAGCGCGGACUCUUCUGUAACGGCGAGAAGGACUGCGCCGACGGUUCCGACGAAAACUCUUGCGAUAUCGACAACGACCCUAACAGGGCUCCGCCUUGCGAUGCGUCGCAGUGUGUUCUGCCUGACUGCUUCUGCUCUGAAGACGGCACGGUGAUCCCCGGCGACCUGCCCGCCAAGGACGUGCCCCAGAUGAUCACCAUCACCUUCGAUGACGCCAUCAACAACAACAACAUCGAACUUUACAAAGAGAUCUUCAACGGAAAACGUAAAAACCCCAACGGUUGCGACAUUAAGGCCACAUACUUUAUUUCGCACAAGUACACCAACUACUCGGCUGUUCAGGAAACUCACAGAAAGGGACAUGAAAUCGCUGUACACUCAAUCACGCACAACGAUGACGAACGCUUCUGGAGCAACGCUACCGUUGACGACUGGGGCAAGGAGAUGGCCGGUAUGAGAGUCAUCAUCGAGAAGUUCUCGAACAUCACUGACAACAGCGUCGUGGGUGUGCGAGCGCCGUACCUCCGUGUCGGUGGUAACAACCAGUUCACCAUGAUGGAAGAGCAAGCCUUCUUGUACGACAGCACCAUCACUGCUCCCCUGUCGAACCCGCCGCUAUGGCCAUACACUAUGUACUUCAGAAUGCCUCACCGUUGUCACGGAAACCUGCAGAGCUGCCCCACCAGGAGCCACGCCGUGUGGGAGAUGGUGAUGAACGAACUUGACCGUCGUGAGGACCCCACCAACGAUGAAUACUUGCCUGGAUGCGCCAUGGUUGACUCUUGUUCUAACAUUUUGACUGGAGACCAGUUCUACAACUUCCUCAACCACAACUUCGACAGACAUUAUGAACAAAACCGUGCCCCAUUGGGUCUUUACUUCCACGCUGCUUGGCUGAAGAACAACCCCGAGUUCUUAGAGGCUUUCUUGUACUGGAUUGACGAAAUUCUCCAAAGUCACAAUGACGUAUACUUCGUAACAAUGACUCAAGUAAUCCAAUGGAUCCAAAACCCUCGCACUAUCACCGAAGCUAAGAACUUCGAGCCCUGGAGGGAGAAGUGCUCCGUUGAGGGAUACCAGGCCUGCUGGGUGCCCCACUCUUGCAAACUCACCUCCAAGGAGGUUCCCGGUGAAACCAUCAACCUGCAGACGUGCGUGAGAUGCCCUGUCAACUACCCCUGGCUGAACGACCCUACGGGUGACGGCCAUUACUAGAAGAGCCAUGAUCUCACGCCUCUCGUGCUCUAAGUAGUUGAUAUAAAAUCUGAAGAGUGAUUUGCAUGGAUAACAUAGGCGCAGUCAGCAAUUUAUAAGACAAAAUAAGUUAAAAUAAAACUUUCAGUAACUAAGUUAAACCACUUUAAACUGCGAUUAUGUUUUCCAGUAAUUCCCAAAUGUACCGGGUCAUAAUCCCGCCCGUAGCCUAAGUACCUACCUUACUGUAUGUAAUAUAGACUCACAUAAAUAUUUAAUAGGUCUUUUUAAUAGUUUAUGUGAUUUUUCUAAUGUAAGUCUGUUUUAUAAAUUUAUAAAAAAUAUAAAAUAUAAAAAUUGA
Molecule: messenger RNA, 2015 nt
Organism: Helicoverpa zea (corn earworm)
Lineage: Eukaryota; Metazoa; Arthropoda; Insecta; Lepidoptera; Noctuidae
Gene: serp
Product: chitin deacetylase 1
Exons: 5
Coding region: 50-1675 (541 amino acids)
Biological process (GO): carbohydrate metabolic process
Cellular component (GO): extracellular region
Molecular function (GO): chitin binding; hydrolase activity, acting on carbon-nitrogen (but not peptide) bonds; protein binding
Source: RefSeq, a predicted model, not a curated record